This is a messenger RNA of Ectocarpus siliculosus, 5070 nucleotides long. The record is from the annotation of a GenBank genome assembly. Lineage: Eukaryota; Phaeophyceae; Ectocarpales; Ectocarpaceae.
AUGGAGAGCAAUGACCUCCCUAAUUUGAAAACGCACCGCAAGAGGCUGAAGAAAGACAUCCAAGCAUGGAUUACGGCCUUUGAAGAGCGGGAAGGCCGUCCUCCCGAAGCAAAGGACAAAGAGGAAAUCCGACCAUUGUACCGCGAGUACAGGGAGCUAGAGGCGAAGAUUGCAUCCAUCUCAGCGGCAAGUCCUGGCGAUGGUGCUGCGACUGAAGGCGCGGGAACUACUCGUGUAGAACCUCAAGUACAACCACUGCCGGAUGGAGCUGGUGAUGCGGCGGGAGUAGGUGGUGACAACAUGGAUGUGGCGACAAUCAAGAUUGAGAGAGACGCCAAGAAACGAGACAUCAAGCAGUGGAUUCAGGAUUUCGAGGAGCGAGAGGGGCACACGCCUACAACCAAAGAAAAGGCCCCAAUCAAGAACCUCUACAUCGACUUCAAGGAACUCGAGCGGCGUCUUGCGGCCUGUCCAAGUAUUGGCGGUGGCGACGAAGAUGCAGCUGAUAAUGCCUUGCGCCCUGAAAUGGCGGCCGGUGGUGAUGUCCCAGCUGAUGUGGAGAGUGUCAAGGCUGAAAAGAAGAAAGUCAAACGCGAGAUCCAGACCUGGCUAGACGAGUUUGAGGCCCGGGAGGGGCGCGCAGCUCUCCAAGAAGAUAAGGCGGAGAUCCGGCCUCUAUACAAGCGCCACAAGGAGCUCGAGCGUAAGCUGGACACCACCAACGGUGACCUCGAUCCCACGGCCAUGCUCCUGAGCCCCACAUCGUCGGCGGGAGAGAUACCGGUGACCGUACCACCGUACGAUGGAGACAGCAGAACAGACGAAGAUGCGAAACAAGAUGGCGGCAAGCAAGAUGGGGGCAACGGUAGCGGUCAGUCAGGGGUGGAGGAGGAGAAGGGCUCCUCAUGCGCGGUAACGGCGGAGGGGGGAGAAGUCCCUUUGGUCGGAGAUGGAGAUAAAGGUAUCGACGCCGGCAAAAACGAGGGUACCGGAUACGUUGACGGGAAAGAAGAUAGCCUUGCCCAAACGCCACCCGAGGGUGGCGGGGCAGACGAGGCUUCCUCGCCAAACAUGGAAGCAUUCGGUGAAAUCACACCUCCUCCUAUUAUCACUGACCGCUCCUCUUCUUCAGGUGCCGAUACCAGCACACUGUUGACUUCGGGGGGCGGCGAAGAAAGGGAAAAGGGCGGGGGGAGCGGCGGCGACAAUGGCGAGAGCAACAGCAAGCCGACAACUGCGCAGGAAGCUAGGGUGAGGCGUAUGCGUGCGCGAUUCCUCAACAUGAAGAAUCUUAUCGAAGGCGAUGAGUCGGCUCUUCCCUCUUCUCCAAAGGGGGGAGAGGUACACGAGGAGGAAACUGGUGGUACGCUCACGCCCUCCCCCAAAGGUGCAAAGAACCGAUGGGCGCUUCUGGGAGACGCGGUCGCGCCGAACCGUCUGUCGUCGCGCUCUCCCGCCCGACCAGCUUUGGCCCAAGCCACCGGCAAUACAGACAGCGACAAGGAAAGAGACAAGACCGCCACCACCGUAACGACCUUACAGGCGCAAGGAAACCUCGCAGAUGGUGUCACAAGCGAACAAACCUCGGACGCCGUGUUCGCGCCGCUUGCGGACGACGGGGUGUCGGGAGCGUGGGUUUCCGGCCAGUUGUCGGACCUCCUGCUCUCUGACGCUCCGCCGCCCCCGCCGCCUGCCCCGCCGGGGCUCGAGAGCCUCGAGGCCGAAGCCUCGCGCCUGCGUGGUGCGGUUGAUCCCCCGCCGCCGGGGUACGUGGCGGAGUACCAGAGCGGCGUGCGCGGGGCAGAGCUGGUCGUGGCCAGCGUGGGGGUCGAGGAGGUCCGGGCGCGCGAGCGAGCGCUGGAGCUUGAGCGGCUUGCCAACGCUCGCGAGGAAACAAACAUCUACCGCGCGCGGGAGGCGAACUUGCUGUACCGGGAAGACCGCGCGCGGAGGCGGGUGCUGGCGCUCAAGGAGGAGAUCGAGAGCAAGGUCAACAUCGAGAAGCAGGCGGUCAUCGAGAUCUCGAUCGCGGGGGAGCGGGCCCUAGCCCCGGCGUUCACGAGAGCACGUCGGGGGCUGGAGAGAGCCAUCCGGGCGCAGGCCGGCAGGGUGAGGGAGGUGUUCGGGGAACUCCAGCCGGGGGAGACCCCGGGAGGGAGGAAGUUUCGGGUGGACUGGAAGGGGGUGCCGCAGCCGGUGGAGAUCCGGCUGCACUGCAUCCGUGCCGUGCGGGACAGGCUGCCUCGUGGCUCGUACGUCAUGCUCUCCAGCAUGGCGGAGCGGCUGGGCGGCCGGGUAAUGCGCUGGACGAAAGGGGCCGACUUCGACGACUUCGACGAGGAGGACAGCAUCGACACCGACGGAGGCGACACCCGGCCGGCGGCCACCUUGCCCGUGAAGCACGGCGGCCGGUACUUCGACCGCGAGCUCAGGCUCGACCAGAACGUGUACCAGCUGUGCCCCAGCAAGUCGGAGGUUCGUCCCGGGAACGUCAUGGUAUUCGAGCUGUUCCGUCUGGCCGGGAGUGGCGGUGGCGGCGGUGGCGGAGGCGGCGCGCGAUGCGGCAGCAGCCGGCACAAGGGCGGGGAGCUGGACGAAGACACCGCGGUCGGCUGGUGCGUGCUGCCGCUGGCGGACUCGCGGCUCCGAAUUGUCCGCGGCAGCUUCCGCAUCCCCUUGCUCCGCGGCGAACCUAACCCGAACAUCGACCUGCACGAGGGGCUGGAGAAGCUCAUCGCCGCUGACCUCGAAGCAUGGCUCGGGAACCUGUACCUGGACAUUCGCCACUUGCCGCGGGUGGCGAGGCUGGACGGGCCGGGGCUCGAAGGCGGUAGCGCCAUCGGCGGAGAGGGGUACGACAUCGAGUACGACCACGUGAGGAAAGUGGCACGGCUCGGGAGGGGGCUUUGGGGGAAGCUGAUCCCGUCGGCAGGCCGCUGGGAGCGCUGGAAAGCAAGAAAGGAAACGGGUUCCGAAGCUGGAGAGGCCAAGUCGUUGUUGCCUUUGAUCACAGAACUCGGAGAGAAUACCUCAGGGGGAACAGCAGGGGGGGGGGGCGACACUGAAGACUUAGUGCCGAAGCCCGUGAGCAACGAGGCGGAGGGGAUGGGCGCAUCGACAGACCACGAAGAAGAGAAAGCCAGUACAAAGGGGGAGGAGAUCUCCCCGGGUGAUUCCAAAAAGAUCAAGAAGGUCCCAUGGUUUGGGACGAAAAAAGACAAGAAAAAAUGGAUCGACGACGCGCUUCCUCCACCGGACACAGUCAAGCUCAAGAAGGCUGUCGAAAAACAAUCCAACAAAAGGAGAGGCGACGGUGGCAUAGAGGCCCCCCCGCCCCAGGGCGGCUGGGCCUCCCAUCUCGAGGGUGAAGAAGACGUGGACGACGGCAACGACAACGAGGAGCACGUCAAGAUCGAAGAGACUGUCGACGAGGAGUGCCUGUCCGACGACGACAUGCCCCGCGGGAGCACGUUCCGUUUCACCCCCUCCGGGGAGGCGGCCCUCGCCGUCGACAAGGCCGCCGGCUCCGGAGCGCACACCGGGGGACACGCGAAAGGCGUGGGGCUCAGGAGGAGGGGGGAGGGUGCGAGGUGGGACAGCGCGGCCCUCGGGCUGGGGCACAGGGGCCUGCCGAAGCGCUACAGCGGGGGAAACAACGGCGCGAGAGACUCACACAUGUGGACCCCGCUGACGAACCCCGCGGAGAUGGAGUUCUAUCGGUUCGCGGUUGCCUCCGAUCCCGGUACGGACGCGCCGGCCACUCCAGCACAUAUCAUCGCCCACAAGCUGCGCUAUAUCCAACAGGAGGUCCUGCUAGACCUCCACCCCCGUGGGUGGCGUGUGGUGGAAUACUGGCUGGCCGUCAUGGUGUUCGUCGGAGCGCUCUGGCUGCGUGUCUACAUCCACGCGCUCGGGCAGUGGUUCUUGCUGUACGCGCUGGGGGUGCCGGUGUUUAGUUUCACGCCGAGGCUAUGGGAGUUUGCCAUCAAGUACAUGGACCGCUCAUCGUCUCUUGGUGUGGAGAUUGCCUUUGUGUGGUGGGGGCCGACGUUUGUGAUGCUCUGCUUCGCGGCGGUGGCGGCCCUGGCUCGGCUGUGGGGCUUGGCGGCGUGCGGAGGAAAGGGUGGCGGUGGCGGCGAAGGAGUGCCGGAGGCGUUCUCGAGAUUCGUGGCGGCGUUUGGCGUGGCGGCUGGGCUCGACCCGUACCUUCUGUUCAUCGUGGAUUUCAUGGCCGGGAACCACGACUGCUCCUCCAAGUGCUUUGACUACACUUCACCGACGUGUCGGUGCCACGAGGGCGAUAGCUGGAAGCUGUACGUCAGGUUGGACGCGGAAGAGGGGGCGGGGAUCAGCGGGGCUCUGUUAACCGUGAUGAUCUACGCCUUCGUGUCCGUCACGACGGCGCUCAUCCUCCACCAGUACCUCCUCCACGCGCACAUGAACGGCCGGAUGCUGGACGUCUGGCGGCGCCUCAACGCCGACGAGGACAACUUCUUCAUCCCGCACGACCUCGAGCUCUCGGCGGCCGAGCUGCAGCACGCGUGCGUCCGCGCCAGGAAGUGGAGGGGACCCAACGGCGCCCGCCGCGAGGUCGUGUUCUUCGACUUUCACGUCAGCGAGGAAGAGGACGGGCAAGAAGCGGGCGGGGCGACCCCUCGAAGUGAAACCGGCAGGGGACCGGCAGCAGUGUCUCGAAGGGGGCCGGGGUCGGCCACAGGCCGCGGCCCCAAGUCAGGCGGCGGCAAGACCACCCACGUGGUCAUCUACGACGUGUCCGUGGACUCGAAGAAGUCGCUGCACCGCCAGUUCCUCCAGACUUCCGACGGCACCAUCCUAGAAGUGUUCGGGGAGGCCGGGCGGGAGGUGGGCAUGCAGUUCUCCUCUUCACUCAACGCGCUUCUAAGAGAGGAGAUUGGCGGUGUCGGCGCGGGGUCGAAUGGGGCCGAGAACGAUGAGGGCAUCUUCGCGGGCAUGCUCCCGACGGCGGCGGCUUCGGCGAUUCCGAGCGCGUCAGCGCACGAGGAAAGCGGCGAGAGUACCAGCGCUAUGGUCAUAGCCGAUGCGCCAUGA